AUGGCCGCCAAGUUUCUCACUGCGGCUCUCAUCGCCGCUGUCCCAGCCCUGGCCAAGACCGAUCUUGCAGGAUGCACCAGCUACGACACGGUUCUCAGCAACGCCAAUGGAAUGUACGCGUCUCGAAUCUGGUACGUCCCUGACACGGGCGAGCUGUGCGACUUUCUCGACUGUGGCGGUGGCCGAGCUCCCCCCAAGACCACUGUUCCCGGGUGCCCUGGCUACGUCGGCACCGCGACCUACUCUCCUCUCUUCAUCAACCCCAAGACUCUCGGUGGUGCUGUUCCUGAAGAGACUGGUGAUUCUUCUCCCACGAGCACCGAGGAGGAUGUGAGCGAGUCUGCUACUAUCACUGCUGCGCCUACUACCGAGACUGAGGAGAGUGCUUCAACUACCGCGGCUGAGACCGAGACUGAGUCUGAGACUGAGAGCAAGGAUGAUGAAAAGACUUCGACCGAUAAGGCCAAGGAUACAAAGACCAUCACCACUCUUGCUACUCAUGCAACUCCCUCUGCUUCCUCCGGAGCCGAGACCGGUUCCGCUUCUGCCUCCGGACCCGAUUCUCACUCCGGUUCGCACUCCGACUCCAGCUCCGAGACUGACGCCGCUGCUACCCCGGCCUCUACCGUUUCCACCGCCGGUGCCGUCAUGCCCACAGCCGGAGCCUUCCUCGCUCUCGCCGGCGCCGCCAUGUACGCCGGAAUCCUCUAG
Fusarium tjaetaba is the source of this 711-nucleotide messenger RNA. Its product is annotated as siderophore biosynthesis. The record is from RefSeq and is a predicted model, not a curated record. The transcript has a single exon. NCBI's taxonomy places the organism in Eukaryota, Fungi, Ascomycota, Sordariomycetes, Hypocreales, Nectriaceae. The coding region runs from base 1 to 711 and encodes 236 amino acids.